This is a messenger RNA of Aspergillus pseudonomiae, 3108 nucleotides long. RefSeq names its product cation-translocating P-type ATPase. Gene Ontology annotation, molecular function: ATP binding; ATP hydrolysis activity; P-type calcium transporter activity. The transcript is spliced from 4 exons. Gene Ontology annotation, biological process: calcium ion transmembrane transport; intracellular calcium ion homeostasis. Gene Ontology annotation, cellular component: plasma membrane. The coding region runs from base 1 to 3108 and encodes 1035 amino acids. NCBI's taxonomy places the organism in Eukaryota, Fungi, Ascomycota, Eurotiomycetes, Eurotiales, Aspergillaceae. The record is from RefSeq and is a predicted model, not a curated record.
AUGGAUGGUUCAAGCCAAGGCACCGCAAAACUCAGAAUACCAGAACUGAGCCAGCCUCCUCACUGCUUGUCCUAUACCGCAGUCCUAGAACAGCUUUCAACCGAUCCAGACGACGGGCUGACAAGCGCUGAGGCUCGCUCACGUCUGGACACUUAUGGACAUAACCGCCUGGAGGAGGGCGAAGGACUCUCAAUUGGGAAAAUACUAUUGCGACAAAUCGCGAAUGCGAUGAUGCUUGUAUUAAUCUUAGCAAUGGCCGUCAGCUUCGGCAUCCAGUCUUGGAUCGAGGGUGGCGUUAUCGCUGGCAUUAUUGGGUUGAAUAUCGUCGUCGGCUUCUUCCAGGAGUACGCGGCGGAGAGGACGAUGGCGUCUCUGCGAUCGCUGACAACGCCUAGUGGAACCGUGUCCAGGGAUGGCAGUACGGCUGUCAUUCCUGCCAUUGAAAUUGUCCCCGGGGACAUUGUUGAAGUGAAGACAGGCGAAAUGAUCCCGGCUGAUCUGAGGCUGAUUGAGGUUGUCAAUUUCGAGACAGAUGAGGCACUCCUGACGGGCGAAUCUCUGCCUGUUCAGAAGGACUCCGAGCCAACGUUCGAAGAGGAUACGGGUCCUGGUGAUCGACUGAAUAUCGCGUAUAGCUCGAGUACUGUGACUAGGGGCCGAGCAAGGGGUAUUGCUAUUGCAACAGGCAUGGGCACAGAAAUAGGGAAGAUCGCUUCAGCACUGCGUGCCAGCGGACAAAAACGCCGACCCGUGAAGCGUGGACCUAGUGGUGAGACUAAAAAACGAUGGCAUAUCCAAGCAUGGGUGUUAACUGGUACUGACGCAAUUGGCCGCUUCCUCGGGGUGAAUGCUGGGACCCCUCUACAAAGGAAAUUGUCUAGGCUGGCAGUUGCUUUGUUCGGUAUUGCAGUUAUUUUUGCUAUUGUGGUGAUGAGCGCAAACUACUGGAGGGAUAAUAAUGAGGUGAUUCUCUACGCUGUCGCAACAGGGCUUAGCAUGAUCCCCGCCUGUCUUGUGGUAGUACUCACGAUUACCAUGGCAGUAGGGACAAAACGGAUGGUGCAGCGCCAUGUUAUUGUCCGAAAACUAAGCUCUCUCGAGGCCCUUGGAGCCGUAACAAAUAUAUGCUCUGAUAAGACAGGCACUUUGACCCAGGGCAAAAUGAUUGUGAAACAGGCGUGGGUUGCUUCUCAGGGGACUUAUUCCCUUGAGGGCGCCAGUGAACCUUUCAAUCCGACAGUUGGAGAGAUCAGCUUCCAGGGACUGGCUCCAAGGAGUAUUGAUGAGGAGAAGAUGACUGUUGAGACGAAAAAGCCUGACGAACUGCUGGCCGACAACAAAGAGCUCGAAGACUACCUCAACGUCUGCUCGUUGGCCAACUUAGCCCAUGUCUACCAGAAACACAAAGGCGGCGAGGGCAAUGAAUGGCAUGCACGGGGAGAGCCCACUGAGAUUGCCCUUCAAGUCUUUGCAUCUAGAUUCUCUUGGGACCGGGACCGCCUGACCAAGGGCGACGAUGCGAACUGGACGCCAAAAGUGGAGUUUCCGUUUGACUCAGAUAUCAAGCGGAUGACCGUUGUUUACAAUAACAAUACCAAGAAAAAGUCUGUGGCAUUCACGAAAGGCGCUGUUGAGCGCAUCCUGGAGAGAUGCUCCGAAAUUAUCUUAAAGCAAAAUUACCCGCCAAAUAUGCUGUCCGAUGAGCAUCGUGAGCAGGUCAUUAAGAAUAUGGAAGCUCUAACACGAAUGGGCCUUCGAGUCCUCGCCCUUGCGAAGAGAGACGCUGUUCCAGAUACGGAAGACCGGGCGGAGGUCGAGGAAGAUCUUUGCUUCCUUGGCUUGGUCGGCAUUUACGAUCCGCCUAGACCUGAGUCUGCCAGGGCCGUUGAGCUAUGUCACCAGGCGGGCAUAUCAGUGCACAUGUUGACGGGCGAUCACCCUGGAACUGCAGAAAAGAUUGCGCAGCAGGUGGGCAUACUACCCGAUCUUCAGCAGGUCGCUGCGGAUGUUGCACGGACUAUGAUCUUUACUGGCAGCCAUUUCGAUAACUUAUCGGAGGAAGAAGUUGAUGCCCUUCCUCUUUUACCCCGUGUCAUCGCCCGCUGUGCGCCACAGACUAAAGUUAACAUGAUCAACGCACUUCACAGGCGCGGGCGCUUUGUUGCAAUGACAGGAGAUGGUGUUAAUGAUUCUCCAUCUCUAAAAAACGCGGAUGUGGGAAUUGCUAUGGGACAGAGUGGUUCAGAUGUGGCCAAAGAUGCUUCAGAUAUUGUGCUGACUGACGAUAAUUUCGCAUCUAUUCUAAAUGCAAUUGAGGAAGGCCGUCGGAUUUUUGAUAAUAUUCAAAGAUUUGUGCUACAUCUACUAUCAGAGAAUAUCGCUCAGGCGUGCACCCUAUUAAUUGGCCUUGCGUUUAAGGAUGAAAGUGACCAAUCAGUCUUUCCACUAUCACCAGUGGAAAUUCUCUGGGUUAUUAUGAUUACUUCUGGCCUACCAGACAUGGGACUUGGUAUGGAAAUCGCGGCUCCAGAUAUCAUGGAUCGGCCUCCGCAAAGCAAAAAGGGAAUUUUUACAUGGGAGGUGGUCGUAGAUAUCCUUGUUUAUGGCCUUUGGAUGGCCGCGCUGUGUCUCUCGUCAUUCUCACUAGUGAUAUGGGGCUUUGGCGACGGCGACCUUGGCCUGAACUGCAACAGAAAUUUCAACUCACAGUGCGAGCCUGUGUUUCGUGCACGCGCAACAACUUUUAUUUCACUCACGUGGUUUGCCCUAUUUCUUGCAUGGGAAAUGGUUGACAUGCGCCGAUCAUUCUUCCGCAUGCAACCAGACUCGAAACGGUAUUUCACUCAGUGGAUGUUUGAUGCCUGGCGGAAUAAGUUCUUGUUUUGGGCAAUCAUAGCAGGUUUUAUCUUAGUAUUUCCUGUUUUGUAUAUUCCUGUUAUCAAUCAUGAUGUCUUCAAGCACACUGGUAUAUCAUGGGAAUGGGGAGUAGUUGGCGUGGAGACUAUUUUAUUUUUCGCGGGCGUGGAAAGCUGGAAAUGGGCCAAGCGGAUCUUUUUCAGAAGACCCAGGAAAGCACGGCAGGAAGGCUCUCCUUCAGAGAUAGCCUAG